AUGGUAGACAGAUUGAUAACGAGUUAUUUCAAUACUCUAUCAGCUGAACAGACUACUUUACUAAUACUACGGUUAUUGACAUCAUGUGUUGCGUUUGUUUGUCUUUUAUCAGCUUUAAUAUCACCCCUUCUGAAUAAUGAAAGUUAUAUGAUAAGAAUCGAUUGUGCUCGACUAAAUAUUGAAGCUGGACUUUCAGCAACAUUGAAAAAUAACUUAUUAUUCAAUUCAGAUUCCUUCUAUGAUGGUAGUCCCUUUGCUGCUACUUUAACCACCUCAGAUCUUAAUAUCAUUGCUGAAUAUUCUCAAGAUCAAGUUAAAGAUGCUCCUCAAUAUAUAACAGUAUCAUUAUGGAAAUGGUGUAGAGGGGAUUAUAAUGAAACUGAAGCAGGUGAUUCCAAAUAUUUAGAACAACAUGAACUGUUAACUUGUUAUGAUUCAAAUUCAGAUGUAUUAUAUGAUUAUGUUGAUCUUUUCAAUCUGGUAGGAUUAACUUUCAUCGAACUUUAUGCUUAUAAUGAUAGUGAAAAUGAAACUCAUUCUUAUGCUGAGACCGUGCUUAGAAGACAAAGAACUUAUAAAUUCGUCCCCUUUGGGAUCAUCGUAUCUACAGUCUUACUGUUCACAACAUUCAUCCUCACUAUAUUCAUCUAUGCCAAAGAUAAACAUUCAAGUUCUUCUUCAUUCAUCUUAUUAAAUCCAAAAGUAGUACGAACCAAAAAGACUAGUUUCACAUCAUUGGCAUUUUUAAAUUUCACCGCCAUAGUGUCAACCGUAUCAUUCGUCAGUAUAAUGACAGCUGUUGCCUUACUUUCAGCUGUCCUUAAUCAACUUGAACGUGAAAUCAAUCGUCAAUUAGCAUCAUUUGGAAUCGCAUUACAUUUAGGUAAGAUCUGGUUUAUCUUACUUUAUGUCGGUUGUGUAUCCUCAUUAUUAUGUACUCUUUUAUGGAUGUUUCCCUUAUGGUGUGGGAAUCCAAGUCGAGCACCGGAAAUAUCCGUCCAUGAUGAUGAUAUUGAACCUGCUAGACUUAGUAGUCCCGAAGAAUUACCGGAAGAUCCCAAGGAUAGUGAUAGUGAUGGUAAUGGUAAUAACGAUCAUAAUGAGAAUGGUAAUGACAUGAAUAGUCCUGAUGAAAAUGAAAAUGAACAGCAAAAUAAUGAUGAGGAGAGUGAAUGGGAGAUAAGAUUAGUAGGCAAUCAACCUACUGAACAUCAAUUACGUAAAUUGGGUCAUAUGUUAACGAAAUCAGCAAGAAAGACCGAUUUUAAUAUCAUGACGAGGAGUUCCCUUUAUUCCAAUGAUUCAGAAAGUAUUCAUUAUCAAGAAAGUAUUUAUAAUGGGUAUACUGAUGAAAAUCCAUUCACCAGUACUGCAUUGCUGAGAGGAGGGAAUAGCUCGUCAGGGAAUCAAUAUAAUUCAACAUCAAAGAAUGAAACUUUAGAACUUGAUGAUUUGGAUCGUAAUAAUAGCAGUGGUGGAACUAAUACCAACAGUAAACGAACGAAAAAAAUGACAAAAUCAACUACGAUGUCACUUGAUGGACCCAUUACAUCGAUCAUGGAUGUCCUUACUGACAGAUUCGAUUCAGGCCGGAUAAAUCAUAACAGAUAA
Messenger RNA from Scheffersomyces coipomensis, 1611 nucleotides. RefSeq names its product Ecm7p (gene ECM7). The transcript has a single exon. Bases 1 to 1611 code for a protein of 536 amino acids. The record is from RefSeq and is a predicted model, not a curated record. Lineage: Eukaryota; Fungi; Ascomycota; Pichiomycetes; Serinales; Debaryomycetaceae. Gene Ontology annotation, cellular component: plasma membrane; cell cortex of cell tip. Gene Ontology annotation, biological process: fungal-type cell wall organization.